Homo sapiens (human) is the source of this 6182-nucleotide messenger RNA. It is a transcript of the gene MOCOS, whose product is annotated as molybdenum cofactor sulfurase. Bases 44 to 2710 code for a protein of 888 amino acids. Gene Ontology annotation, biological process: molybdopterin cofactor metabolic process; molybdopterin cofactor biosynthetic process; Mo-molybdopterin cofactor biosynthetic process. The transcript is spliced from 15 exons. The record is from RefSeq and is marked reviewed. Gene Ontology annotation, molecular function: catalytic activity; molybdenum cofactor sulfurtransferase activity; pyridoxal phosphate binding. NCBI's taxonomy places the organism in Eukaryota, Metazoa, Chordata, Mammalia, Primates, Hominidae.
GCACUUCCCGGGCCCGGCCGGCCUGGAUGGACUAGCCGGGGCCAUGGCCGGCGCGGCGGCGGAGUCAGGGCGGGAGCUGUGGACCUUCGCGGGUUCCCGGGACCCGAGCGCACCGCGGCUAGCCUACGGCUACGGCCCGGGCAGCCUGCGCGAGCUGCGGGCGCGCGAGUUCAGCCGCCUGGCAGGAACUGUCUAUCUUGACCAUGCAGGUGCCACCUUGUUCUCCCAGAGCCAGCUCGAAAGCUUCACUAGUGAUCUCAUGGAAAACACUUAUGGUAAUCCUCACAGCCAGAACAUCAGCAGCAAGCUCACCCAUGACACUGUGGAGCAGGUGCGCUACAGAAUCCUGGCGCACUUCCACACCACCGCAGAAGACUACACUGUGAUCUUCACUGCCGGGAGCACGGCUGCUCUCAAACUGGUGGCAGAGGCCUUUCCAUGGGUGUCCCAGGGCCCAGAGAGCAGUGGGAGUCGCUUCUGUUACCUCACCGACAGCCACACCUCCGUAGUGGGUAUGCGGAACGUGACCAUGGCUAUAAAUGUCAUAUCCACCCCGGUCAGGCCAGAGGACCUGUGGUCUGCAGAGGAACGUAGUGCUUCAGCCAGCAACCCAGACUGCCAGCUGCCGCAUCUCUUCUGCUACCCAGCUCAGAGUAACUUUUCUGGAGUCAGAUACCCCCUGUCCUGGAUAGAAGAGGUCAAGUCUGGGCGGUUGCACCCUGUGAGCACGCCUGGGAAGUGGUUUGUGCUGCUGGAUGCAGCCUCCUACGUGAGCACCUCGCCUUUGGACCUGUCAGCUCACCAGGCCGACUUUGUCCCCAUCUCCUUCUAUAAGAUCUUCGGGUUUCCUACAGGCCUGGGCGCUCUGCUGGUCCAUAAUCGUGCGGCUCCUCUACUGAGGAAGACCUACUUUGGAGGAGGGACAGCCUCUGCGUACCUAGCAGGAGAAGACUUCUACAUCCCGAGGCAGUCGGUAGCUCAGAGGUUUGAAGAUGGCACCAUCUCAUUCCUUGAUGUUAUCGCGCUAAAACAUGGAUUUGACACCCUAGAGCGCCUCACAGGUGGAAUGGAGAAUAUAAAGCAGCACACCUUCACCUUGGCUCAGUAUACCUACGUGGCCCUGUCCUCUCUCCAGUACCCCAAUGGAGCCCCUGUGGUGCGGAUUUACAGCGAUUCUGAGUUCAGCAGCCCUGAGGUUCAGGGCCCAAUCAUCAAUUUUAAUGUGCUGGAUGACAAAGGGAACAUCAUUGGUUACUCCCAGGUGGACAAAAUGGCCAGUCUUUACAACAUCCACCUGCGAACUGGCUGCUUCUGUAACACUGGGGCCUGCCAGAGGCACCUGGGCAUAAGCAACGAGAUGGUCAGGAAGCAUUUUCAGGCUGGUCAUGUCUGUGGGGACAAUAUGGACCUCAUAGAUGGGCAGCCCACAGGAUCUGUGAGGAUUUCAUUUGGAUACAUGUCGACGCUGGAUGAUGUCCAGGCCUUUCUUAGGUUCAUCAUAGACACUCGCCUGCACUCAUCAGGGGACUGGCCUGUCCCUCAGGCCCAUGCUGACACCGGGGAGACUGGAGCCCCAUCAGCAGACAGCCAGGCUGAUGUUAUACCUGCUGUCAUGGGCAGACGUAGCCUCUCGCCUCAGGAAGAUGCCCUCACAGGCUCCAGGGUUUGGAACAACUCGUCUACUGUGAAUGCUGUGCCUGUGGCCCCACCUGUGUGUGAUGUCGCCAGAACCCAGCCGACUCCUUCAGAGAAAGCUGCAGGAGUCCUGGAGGGGGCCCUUGGGCCACAUGUUGUCACUAACCUUUAUCUCUAUCCAAUCAAAUCCUGUGCUGCAUUUGAGGUGACCAGGUGGCCUGUAGGAAACCAAGGGCUGCUAUAUGACCGGAGCUGGAUGGUUGUGAAUCACAAUGGUGUUUGCCUGAGUCAGAAGCAGGAACCCCGGCUCUGCCUGAUCCAGCCCUUCAUCGACUUGCGGCAAAGGAUCAUGGUCAUCAAAGCCAAAGGGAUGGAGCCUAUAGAGGUGCCUCUUGAGGAAAAUAGUGAACGGACUCAGAUUCGCCAAAGCAGGGUCUGUGCUGACAGAGUAAGUACUUAUGAUUGUGGAGAAAAAAUUUCAAGCUGGUUGUCAACAUUUUUUGGCCGUCCUUGUCAUUUGAUCAAACAAAGUUCAAACUCUCAAAGGAAUGCAAAGAAGAAACAUGGAAAAGAUCAACUUCCUGGUACAAUGGCCACCCUUUCUCUGGUGAAUGAGGCACAGUAUCUGCUGAUCAACACAUCCAGUAUUUUGGAACUUCACCGGCAACUAAACACCAGUGAUGAGAAUGGAAAGGAGGAAUUAUUCUCACUGAAGGAUCUCAGCUUGCGUUUUCGUGCCAAUAUUAUUAUCAAUGGAAAAAGGGCUUUUGAAGAAGAGAAAUGGGAUGAGAUUUCAAUUGGCUCUUUGCGUUUCCAGGUUUUGGGGCCUUGUCACAGAUGCCAGAUGAUUUGCAUCGACCAGCAAACUGGGCAACGAAACCAGCAUGUUUUCCAAAAACUUUCUGAGAGUCGUGAAACAAAGGUGAACUUUGGCAUGUACCUGAUGCAUGCAUCAUUGGAUUUAUCCUCCCCAUGUUUCCUGUCUGUAGGAUCUCAGGUGCUCCCUGUGUUGAAAGAGAAUGUGGAAGGUCAUGAUUUACCUGCAUCUGAGAAACACCAGGAUGUUACCUCCUAAAAAAAAUUUUUAGCAUAAAGUUUCUCUUUUACAGUGAUCUCUAUUAUUGUUAAGAUCUGCAACUUGGUUCAGUAGAACUUGAUGUUUUGAAUAAGGAGAGCUCUUUUUCUUUAGAGGCAGGGAAUGCUCUCACCUGCUUCCUUCUGCCUUUGACUUCUCACCCUGCAAAUUUGCACUGGCUGUGCUCAGGAGAGCACUUCUGAGGCCUCAGGAACGAAUGCUGCACCCACAUCCAGUGAGGCUCCUGUAGGUAUUUGAAGUAUAAUCACUUGUAAUCAGAUGAAAUUUUUAAUGAAGUUCACUGGGAAGAUUGAACUUACUGCGGGUCCCUAUUUUGCCAUUUUCUCACAUUGUUACUUUGUUUUUAGAGAGCAUCUUUGGAUCUCUCCAACCCGUUUGUAGUGAGGAAGGGAGUCUAUGCCCAGUGAUCCUGGGUAUGAGAAGGUGCUCCUCUCCUCCCAUGUACAUGAUGGUGUGGGUUUAUGCUCAGGGGCCCAGAGGGUAACUUGUGACCACAUUCCUUGAGGGGAGUUUCUACCAGAAUAUUUAUAUUCUGAGCAAAGGCACAGGCCAGCAAUUCCUUUCCUGUUGCUUCCCAUCCCUGGCCUCCGUCCUCAUCCCCCACUGAGUUGAUGCACUGAGGAUGGCUCACGAGCCUGAAGUUACACUCAGUGAUGGCUGUGCUUAUGCAGGUUGUCAUCCUCCCCUCCACAAGCCCACAGGAUGGUGUUGGUCCAUCACCCGAGAGCCUCCAAAUCCUAUCGAGGGAGGAACUUUGGCAUUCAGGAAUCCUGUCUGUAUCAUCUUUGACCACUGCUCCUGCAGCCUCCAGAUGAAAAUGUCCAGUGAGGAAAUCUCAUUCUCUAAUGAAGUUACCCAUCCCGCUGAGUUUCUAAGAAGUUUCUCCCUGUGCGGAGCUUGUGUGUGCCUUAUCUGCUUCUGCAUGACUUCCAGCCUGGGGUCUUACCCUGUCCUCUGGAGCAAUGCAGAGUGAGUACAUCCACUCCACAUUCAUUCUGCUGGCGUCCUUCUGAAGCCUGCUGUCCAUGUGUGAACCCAGUCCCUUCAUCAUCUUCCCCCUGGAUGGUUGUAUUUUUCCAGUCACUUCUCCCCCAAAUGUCUGCCUGCUGCAGCCCACUGCAUCUUUUGAAAGCCUGUGCCACCCCAUCUCUCCUGCUGCUCAGUUGGAGAGCAGGCUCCAGGCUCAGGCUUCCCUAAUGUAUCUGUUCAGAGCCUGUGGGAUUCAGGGUCAGUUUGUUUCAUUAUCACAUUUGUAGGACUUUGUGUUGUUCCCAGCACUAGGUGAGAUUUGAAAGAUGAGGUGUGCUCUGUUCUCAAGGAUUGUUGAGAUGGAGCCUAAUGAUUGCACACUCACGUGCUGUGAAGAGUUAAGGGUAAAAAGUACAACUCUGACUCUGGUUCCUGAGAUCACCGAAAGAAGAGGCAAAUGAAGUUAGGUGGGGUGGGGUGGGGUUUAUUGUUUUGAACUGUUUAUUAAAAACGCAACCUCUUCAAAGACUCAGCACUGCCACAUCAUAUGAGUGGACUUGUCCUCAUCAGCUAACUGAUAGGAGAACAAUGCCCUAAAGUAAUGGAUUUAUCCACCUACUCAGGCCAGUUUCAUGCAGGAGGGAACUUUCCAGAUGGCACAUUGCCCCAUUUCCAAGACCUUCCGCUGACAAAUGCAUCAUAUUAAUUAUGAUGGAAAACAAGUAAGAAGGCAUGCUCUACAAAAAUUAGGUCACUUGCCCAGGUGCGGUGGCUCACACCUGUAAUUCCAGCACUUUGGGAGGCUGACGUGGGCAGAUCAUGAGGUCAGGAGAUCGAGACCAUCCUGGCUAACACGGUGAAACCCCGUCUCUACUAAAAUACAAAAAAUUAGCUGGGCAUGGUGGCAUGCACCUGUAGUCCCAGCUACUUGGGAGGCUGAGGCAGGGGAAUCGCUUGAACCCGGGAGGCGGAGGUUGCAGUGAGCCGAGAUCAUGCCACUGCACACCGGCCUGGUGACAGAGCAAGACUCCAUCUCAAAAAAAAAAAAAAAAAAAUUAGGUCACUUUUGUCAUCAAGAAUAUGUUUUUCUUAUCCACGUCUAUGUCACCUUUUGCAGUAGAUACUUUCAUGACUGAUUUCAGGCUUUUUGUUUUUUUGAGACAGGGUCUCACUCUGUCACCCAGGCUGGAGUGCAGUGGCAUGAUCACAGAUCAUUGCAGCCUUGACCUCUUGGGCUCAAGCGAUUCCCCUGCCUCAGCCUCCCAAGUAGCUGGGACUACAGGCACACAUCACCACAUCCAGCUAAUUUUUUUUUUCUUUUUUUUCUUUUUGGUAGAGAUGGCAUCUCACUUUGUUGCCCAGGCUAGUUUUGAAUUCCUGGGCUCAAGCCAUCCUCCCGCCACAGCCUCCCAAAGUUCUGGGAUUACAAGUGUGAGCCACUGUGCCCAGCUUUUGAUUUCAGACAUUUUAAUGCAGAUCCUCUCCUUUACAGCACUAUUAUUUGGUUAUCUACUUAUAAUUACUGAUUUAACAUUGAUCUGUUUUCACUAGACUGUAAGCUCCAUGAGGACAAGUCCUGUGCCAGUAUAUCUCUAGUGUCAGCAGACAAUACUCAAAAUUUGUUGACAGACUAUUUAAAGCUGCCCCUAUUUUUAUCAUUAAUUGAUUGAAUAUUAAUUAAAUAUAUUUUAUUAAUUUAAAAUGAAUUUUAAAUGCAUUUUUUCUUUAGUGUCUACCUUCAAUAUUUCUUGUAUGAAGUUUCAGCUAAAAAUGUACUUUGUGUAUCUGUAGAGUGGCUUCAUAUUCAGAGUUUAUGGACAUUUAUGAUUUUAUGUCCCCUCCUUGGUUCUUAUCUCCUGGAGUUCAGCCUUAUGUGCUUCUCAAAGUGUAUAACAAAAUCAAAGACAAUGUCAUGUCCCUUGAAUUUAAUUCUAACACCAAACCUUGGUGUUAGAGUCACAAAAAGUCCUUUUUUAAAAAAACUUGGUGAGAACAGACAAUAACUUGUCUUUCUGGGCAUUCGCGUCAUGGUCCUUUUAGCCAGAAGAGAGGUUUUCUUUUGCAUAGUUUGGUGAGCAUCAAGAAUCCUUUAAGGAGGGUGGCGGUGCUGACUUCUCCCCAUUGAGAGUCAGCCUCAUCCCCUCCUCAGCCUUGUGGAUGGAGAAGAACAGGCAGUGAUAUACAUUUUCUGCUGUUGAAAGAUGUCCGCUUAUCCUUCUCUUUCAGUGAAAAGUUGCUUUUUUAUUCAAUAUGUACUGAACAGGUUCUAGAGUUUCAGAAACAAAAGAAACAGAACCAACAUUUAUAGAUCUCACUAUAGAGGCAUCACUAAUUGGGGAAAGACAGACUAGGUAAUAGUCAGAUGUGAUAUAGUAUGUUUAAGCUAUAGGAUGGCAGGUGCAUGAGUGUUGGUUGUAUUAUUCUUUAUUUUUUUGUAUGACUUAUGAUAUUCAUGAUAAUUAAAACGUUUUGGAACAAUUCA